GUAGAUGUUAUUGGGCUAAUUGUCUCAUUUAGGCCACUUGAGACAACCAAUCCUAAUCCAUCUAAACAUUACAUGAAGAUGACUAUUAGCAACUUAGAGUCUGUACACCUCAAUGUCACUAUAUUUGGAAGUCAGGCACAUGAUAUGUCACAUUACCUGAAAAGUAACACCACGAUUACUUGUGUUGUUAUAGUGAUGCAGUUCGUGAAACUUAACAUUUGGAAUGGAAUUGGUCAAGCCCAAAGUCAUUUUGAUAUAACCAAAAUGUUCAUUAAUUCAGACAUUGUUGAAUUUAAUGAGUUUAAGAAAGAAUUGAAGGCUAAUAACAAAGGAGGUAUGUCUGAAAAAAGCAUUACUACACUCCCAAGCUACUCUACCUCUUAUAUAGAUGAUUUUAAAGGCGAUUUCCCUUUAAAAACUGUUUGUGAGAUCACAGAACCACUUAAGGAAAUGAAAUUUCUAUUAGUUGGUUCCUUCGUCAAUAUAAGACAGAAUCUACAUUGGUAUUACGAUGCGUGCUACAAAUGUGGAAGAAUGAUAAACAAUGUGCCCAAAACCAAUCUUUCCUAUACCGCCGCCGGCAAGAUGGAAGAUAGUGUUGUAAUUAAGUGUAAAAAUGCAGCUUGCAACGAUUCGAAUUUUCAUACUGUUAUAAAUGACAGUUUGGAACUAUAUCCAAAUCAUAUGAACGUCUUGAAAAACCGCAAAUUUGCAUUUCUUGUAGAUGUUACAUCCUACAAUGUUACCAACUAUAACAAUAUCUACACCGUUGUCAAACUUACAGAAGAUGAGUCUGUUGUUUUAGAAUUGGAAAGUAAACUAGAACUUAUGAGUGUUCAAUCAGUGUGCUUAAAUGAAGUACCCAUGGAAUCAGAUGAGGUCGUUCAAAAUGUUCAAAAGGAUGUCAUAUCACAAACGGAUGAGAAUUUUACUCCCUCAACAAUUGAUAAAUCAUCCGCAACAAGUCCAUUGAAAAUAUCAGGUGAUUUGAAGCGCAACCUCCAUGACAUUUAUGAUGUUGAUGGUGGAGAAGAUGAUGGUGAUGCAAAUUCUAUAAAAUCAAAUAUGGAAUCUUUUAGUAAAGAUACUCCAGUUUGGGUGCCAAAAGUGGAGAACUGA
Lactuca saligna is the source of this 1119-nucleotide messenger RNA. The record is from the annotation of a GenBank genome assembly. NCBI's taxonomy places the organism in Eukaryota, Viridiplantae, Streptophyta, Magnoliopsida, Asterales, Asteraceae.